AACUUCCAUCUUUCUCUGUCUCUCUCUCUCUCUCUCUCUGUUUGUGUUGCUUUCGCUUUGGACAGUCUCCCAGCAAUAUUUAGAUGACCCAUUGGGGAGGGUGGUGGGAAAGGGUGGUGGAGUUAAUGGCUGAAGUGAGAUUUUUGGUCACCAGCAGCUGAGGGUUGGACGAGGGUGGUGGAAAAGCAGCAUAGAAUUAACGAGAGGCUUAAGCUUGCUUCUUUCUUUGUUCUUACAAAAGAAGGGAAGCUCGCUUGAGAGGGUGAAAAGGAGGAAGGAAAAUGGGGAGUUGUGGAAGGAAUGGGGCAGUGAGGCAGUACAUCAGAUCUAAAGUUCCUCGCUUGAGGUGGACACCUGAUCUCCAUCACUGCUUUGUUCGUGCCAUUGAGAGGCUUGGAGGCCAAGACAAAGCCACACCUAAGCUUGUUCUUCAGCUGAUGGAUGUGAGAGGACUAACUAUUUCGCACGUUAAGAGCCAUCUACAGAUGUAUAGAAGCAUGAGGAAUGACAUUGGCAAGCAAGGUUUGCAGCAGACUCAAGAGAGGAGGCAUUCAUGCGAACAUACUGAUGGUGGUGCUGAUGAGCUAAAUGAUGAUACUCUUCUCUCUUCUUUGAAACCUCAAAAGGAAUUCCAGCCUCAGUUCAUGUUCUCUCCUCUUCCCAUGAAAAGGAAUCAAAUGGAAACACAUGCUAUCUCAAAUGGUGAGACGCUCGCCACUCAGUACUCUUUCGAUGAUUACUUGCAAACUGUGGCAGCGGAAAGGGGAAUAAAGGAGAACUUAAGAUGGCAUAAAGAUGCCACGGAAACAGGGUUCUUGGCCGGCGACCAGCUUUCCAAGCACAAAGCUCAGUGGCAAAUGGAAGCAGAGCCUGAAACUUUUGAGGUAUUCAAACUAGAGGAUCAACUUCUCAUGCCUAAUAACAACAGAAAGCGCAAAAAAUCCAAGGAGAAUUAUGAGGACAGAUGCAGAUCAUAUGUGCCGCCACCAUUUUGUGAUGAUCAUGGUAUGAAAAAUGAGGAAGUUGAUGACUGCUUGUUGACGUUAUCCUUACCCUUGCAUCGCAAUCAUAGGACUAAUGCAUCAUCUGCAAGCGAAAGCAGUUCCAUCGUCUCAUCGUCCUUGACUAGAUACUCUGAGGAGUGCUCGGUUUUCUUAAAUGGGCGAGGCUUAAAUUUGGAUCUCUCCAUGUCAAUAUGUGGUUCUUAAAUUAGAUCACUGUAUUUUUUUUGCUUUGCAUUUUUUUGUUGUAUCGAGAUCUUUUGACAGUGUUCUAUACUUGAUGUCCUCGGAAUCUUUCCAUGAAUAUGUGGUGGUUCGCCACCAUUUUGCCCAGAAAGAAAUUCUUGGAGCGUUAUUAAUCU
Messenger RNA from Phoenix dactylifera (date palm), 1363 nucleotides. RefSeq names its product myb family transcription factor MOF1-like. NCBI's taxonomy places the organism in Eukaryota, Viridiplantae, Streptophyta, Magnoliopsida, Arecales, Arecaceae. The record is from RefSeq and is a predicted model, not a curated record. Gene Ontology annotation, molecular function: DNA binding; DNA-binding transcription factor activity.